Esox lucius (northern pike) is the source of this 2892-nucleotide messenger RNA. RefSeq names its product DNA replication fork stabilization factor DONSON. The record is from RefSeq and is a predicted model, not a curated record. The transcript has 8 exons. Gene Ontology annotation, biological process: nuclear DNA replication. Gene Ontology annotation, cellular component: nucleus. Bases 179 to 2002 code for a protein of 607 amino acids. Lineage: Eukaryota; Metazoa; Chordata; Actinopteri; Esociformes; Esocidae.
UCCUCCCUUAAAUUUUAAGCGGGCACUGACGUUACAGGCACGUCACGCGCGAAAUUUGUUUUGUUUGAAAGGGUCUACUCUUUCAGAAGGUAAUAGACUGGAGAAGAACACGGUGAUAUAUCGGCUUUAGUGAACUAUUUUAACAUUUUCGGAACAAACAUUUUAUUUUCCUUACAAUAUGUCACAGCAAGCCGGUUACUCACCCAGUUUCAAAAGACCGGCUGAAAUCCUCCGAAUGAGGAGGAAAAGAGCCCGCAGCGAGGGUGUCAGUUCUGGCGGACGAGGCUCCAUGUCCAGGCCCAUUGAGAGUGCCACUAUAUCUGGGGUUAGGCCAUUCUCCCCGGGGCCGCUGUUCGGCCAGGGUCUCUCUGGUGGUGGAGUGAAGCGGAGAAACCCUUUCGCCAGCAUCGAAAACACCUUUUGCACCCCGGCGAAGAAGAAAAUAUUUAUUUACACCGAUGAAGACACCGACUCGGUCAAGUCGGGCGGCUCUGCGCCUGCCGGAGCGGAGGAGGGAGAGAAGUCGACUACAACAAAAAUUGUCCCCGCUGUUGGUGCGCUGCCAUUCAGUGAACGACUACUCGAAGCAGAAAAACAAAGCAUAGACGUGCUGCAGAAACCAGAAUCUGUCUCUGAGGAUGACCCAUGCUAUGAAGAAGAUGCAGACUUGUUCCAAGUUGGGAGAACUCCCAUAUUGGAGAGCCCCCAGGCUGGUACAACCACCUGUACAGCGCCUCCUGUGUGUGGGGAGUACCCCGCAGACUGGAGCCUGAAGACACGGCUCCUCUUCACCUCCCAGCUCCCCUUCUCUUGGGCUGAACAGCCCAAAGCCACAGAGGAGGCCCAGGGCCUCAUCCAGAACUGUCGAGGAGAAUACUCGGCUAUCGCACCGAGCAUAGAGGACCCUCGGCUGUGUCCUGAGCUGAGGUGUGGGUUCCAGCAGUGUCUGCAGUACUGGCAGCACCCGUCCAUAUCCUGGCUCUCACUGUUCCCCCGGAUAGGCGCGGAGAGGAGCUUCACUGGCCAGAACGUCCCCUGGGCCCAGGACAUGGCUCUGCAACAGAGCCUUAUGAGAGAAUGGUCAGGGAGUCUGUCCUCCCUCUACAGCCUAUUGAAGGCCAGGCUGUGUCCGUAUUUCUAUGUGUGUUCCUACCAGUUCACUGCCCUGUUCCGAGCCUCAGGGUUGGCUGGCAACAGCAGCAUCACUGCGCUACUUAGUCCCACCACCAGGGGUCUCCGGGAGGCCAUGAAGGCUGACGGUAUUGAGUAUACACUCCCGUUACUGGAACGCAAGAGCAAGGACCAAGGAUUGUCGGGAAACGACAAAUCGGCCAGAAAAGAGGAGAGCGAUUCUGAGGCCAGUGAUGAGGAAGAUGAUGAUGAUGAUGAUGGUGGGCUCUCCUGGCUGAUGGAGAUGGGUGUGCAGGAUAAGAUCAAGAAACCAGACAACAUCUCCAUUCAACUGCACAAAGAGCGUAGCUCGGUGUGUUUAGACCACAAGCCAGAGUCCGUAGUGUGCGUCUCGGGAACACACACCUUCACUCUCAUCAACUUCCUCAUCAACUGCAAGAGCCUGGUGGCCGGGGCUGGAUCUCAGGCCGGCCUGCCUCCAACCCUACUGGCCCCAACGGCCUUCAAAGGGGCUACGCUACACUCGCUCAAGGCACGCAGUGUGAAAGUCAAGACGCAGGUGCGCACUGGGUUCCAGGACGUGUGCAGUCUGGAGGUGACGGGACCCAUAAUGCCUCACUCUCUCCACGCGCUGACCCGCCUGCUCCGGCCCGCUCAGAGAGGAGGCUUCAGCACGGUGCUAUACACACAUGAACCCUCCGCGGUCCUCAACACACACACUGCCACGGAACAGGCUGAGCUGGCUGCAGAUCUGGGUGGGUGUGGUCUUCAUCCCAGCACUGUCCAGCAGCUCCAGGUGCCCUCUACCCUGGGCAAGUCUGCCCUCCGACAGCUCCAUAUGAACAACUACUCCUACACGUGGAAGUCCUGAAAACCAGGGGAAUAUCUCGCCAUUUGGGACGGCCUAAGGACCCUCAGUCUGCCUGGUUAGACCUGACUGAUUCUACACCGCCCCUCAUCAUGUCUCUCAAGUCUCUUCAGAAAUUCAGGGAUUAUUCCCUGACUGGCCCCUGCACUGUAAAACAAAGGCUGAUUAGGAAUGGAGCUCUUGUUGACUAACAAUUCCUGUUUUGGCUGUAAUGAGAUGGAUUUGGCUAGAGCAGCCUAGUGUGGGUAGUUUUAGACACUGCCCUACCAUGUUGUUUUAAAACACUUUUAUUUAUGUUUUAAAAAGUUUUAUUUCAACAGAAUGUUUAUCAUUUUUAUGGUGAUGUUUGUAGUUUUGGCAUUUUAAUAGAUUAAAUGAAUGUAUGAUUGUUAAUAAUUAUUCCUUAAUGCUUUACUUUUUGGGAGGCCCAAACCCAGAUUGACCCCUAUGCACUUGUGGAGAUCUGAGAGGGUAUAACCAGUGGAAGAAAUCCAACCCAAAUCUCAUGCUGACAUGUGACAAGGUUUAAAUUCUUACUGACUGAUCUAGUAAUGUGUGUUUUAUAGGAAGUGGUCUAUAUUCCUUCUGAUAUUUUACUUUAGUAUUGUAUUUUAUUUUCCCAUUCAUUUGCAUUAUACAUUAAGUUAAAAUAUUGUUUUAAGAUGGAUAUACCGUUAAUGUUUAGCAAUGCAAUAUGGAAUUUCCAGACACUCCCUCAAUUAUGAAAAAUAAUUAGAAAUUACAGUAAAUUUGAUCUUUAGCAGUGUAUUGCAAACCAAUUGGGGUACGGACUUGCCUUCAGAUAGUUUCAUGUCCUUUUAACAGCAGGCUACCUGGGCUGUGUAGGCAGAGUGCAAUAUUCUGGACAAUAAAUAAAUUGAUCCUGGAAAGAU